This is a messenger RNA of Echinococcus granulosus, 390 nucleotides long. RefSeq lists its product as hypothetical. Bases 1 to 390 code for a protein of 129 amino acids. NCBI's taxonomy places the organism in Eukaryota, Metazoa, Platyhelminthes, Cestoda, Cyclophyllidea, Taeniidae. The record is from RefSeq and is a predicted model, not a curated record. The transcript has a single exon.
AUGCACUUGGGCUCUUGGCUGUUGGGUUGCCUGCUCGGUGGUAGUGAGUCACCGCGGCGGUCUGCUCGAGGACACUCGGGGGGUGGGGGACGGAGACGUUUUCUCCGGCUGAGUCAGCCGCAGGCCUUGUGGGGAGGUGGCGGUGUCGGGUUUCGCGGUCUGUUGGUGGGGCCGUGCGAGCCGCGUUGGUGUCCCUGUUUGGGCACGGCGCCGGAGGCUCUGCGCGGCGGUGGUGCGCACUGUGAAACAGCGGAAUACCCCCGAGAAGUUUUGGGUCUUCGGGUGAUUGCGUUUUCCAGUCUCAAGCCGCGCUUGGGUCGAGUUGGCGUGCCACUGCCAGGGCUAUCGGGUUCGGUAGCCUGGGGACCGUCAGGUUCUAGGCUGACGUGA